UUGCCAUGACAGUGACUGUAGUUUUGUCACGUGUGGUUAUCUUUCCCCAGCGCGCGAGUCAACCUGCAUUGCACCGAUAAAACCAGACAGAUAGGGCAAGGGAUUGCAUGUAGUACAAAUUAGAUUGUUUUUUUAUGAAAAUGACUUUCAACAUAUACUUUUGCGGCAGCAUCCGAGGAGGGAGGCAGGACGUGGAGAUUUAUCAGAAGAUCGUGCAGAAGCUGCAACAAUACGGAAAAGUUCUAACAGAGCACGUCAGCUGCAGUGGUUUGUCCGAGAAAGGGGAGGUUGCUGUCCCACAGGGAGACAAGUCCAUUCACGACAGGGAUGUGGAGUGGCUGGAGGAGUCUGAUGUGAUUGUAGCAGAGGUGACGCAACCUUCCCUUGGGGUUGGGUAUGAGCUUGGGAGGGCUGUCGCCAUGAAUAAGAAGAUUCUCUGCCUUUUCCGCCCUUCAUCGGGUAGAGUUCUUUCUGCUAUGAUCAGGGGAGCAGAAAACAGAGCCAAGUUCCUGGUGCGGGACUACACAAGCGAAGAAGUUGAAGGAAUCAUAGAUGAAUAUUUCAGCAGUGACUGAAAUAUUCUAAGCGACUUCAUGCAGCAGGAUGUAAAAAUCAGACCUCCAGACAAGGAAUGCUGUCAGAAAGAUAGGUGUUCAGUUAUAUACCUGCAACAUACACUUGUAAAUGCAUGUUGUACAGAGAAAAAAAAACAGCAAAGGGCAUUUCUAGUGUGAAUAACAGGAUUCAUUCCUACUAAUGUGAUAUUACAUUAUUUGGAUAAUGUGGUUACUGUAAGGAAGAGUUUAGGGAUUAUCAUUACAAUAUAUAUUAUUUGUAUGUACUGCAAGAUUGUUCAGAAUCUUAUACAAUAUCAGACUUGUUUUGAAUAAACAUUUGUUCCCCAUCCCAUGUUUUCUUCUGCCACAAUGUACUGAAUGUACAUUAUCUGUCCACGCUUUGAAAACCCAGGGGCGACACAGUAAGCUUUUUAGUCUGUGUCAACAGGAUAGAUAUACAACAAAAAACACGUUUUUUUUCUACAGCCAUUGCUUUGCCUUACAAGUAUAUUAUUGUGCUUAAAAACACACCCCCCGCCUUACUUUUAUUACCCAUUUCGAGAUACAAGCCAGUACCAAAGAAAUAACAAACAUCAAUUAGCAGAAAAAGCUCUUUAUUUAGUAAACUGAAGUCGCAUAACUUCAGUUUCAUCUCCCUCCCCCCCCCAGAAAGAUAGAAGAUUAUAGGUGAUCAAUAUAACUAUAUGAAUAUAUAAGGAUAUCCCAACUCCCUGCUAGAACUAACUUGAAAACUCCCAUCAGACUUGUCGGACUGAAUCCGAGAUAUCUUAACAAAUAUUUGUCUAUAUAAGUGAACAUUUAACAUGCUCGAAAACAAUUAAUUUUUAAAAGAAAAAAAAACACAAGAAAAGCAUGUUAUAUGAAGUGCUGCUUUGCAAAAAAACCCCAAAAA
This is a messenger RNA of Acipenser ruthenus (sterlet), 1470 nucleotides long. RefSeq names its product 2'-deoxynucleoside 5'-phosphate N-hydrolase 1 (gene dnph1). The record is from RefSeq and is a predicted model, not a curated record. Gene Ontology annotation, cellular component: nucleus. The coding region runs from base 135 to 575 and encodes 146 amino acids. Lineage: Eukaryota; Metazoa; Chordata; Actinopteri; Acipenseriformes; Acipenseridae. The transcript has 4 exons. Gene Ontology annotation, biological process: deoxyribonucleoside monophosphate catabolic process. Gene Ontology annotation, molecular function: 5-hydroxymethyl-dUMP N-hydrolase activity.